Molecule: messenger RNA, 1689 nt
Organism: Phlebotomus papatasi
Lineage: Eukaryota; Metazoa; Arthropoda; Insecta; Diptera; Psychodidae
Exons: 3
Coding region: 185-1003 (272 amino acids)
Biological process (GO): regulation of transcription by RNA polymerase II
Cellular component (GO): transcription regulator complex; nucleus
Source: RefSeq, a predicted model, not a curated record
UUUAAAUUAAUAUGAUCAUCUGUUUUUAGCGGAUAACUUACUAAAAAUUCAGUAAUAUUCCUUGAUGAAAUCCUAACCGACAAAAAGCAUAGCAACAGUUCAAGAGGGAAGCCUUUUAACAGCAGUGACAUCAAAAGAUUUUUUUGAUUGCUGGACGCAAUCUUCUUGUAAGAAUUCUAGUAAAAUGCGUACCCCAGCUGACGAUAAGUUUGUAGCCCUCCUGAAGUUGAAUAGUGUCCUUUGGGAUCCCAACCACAAGGACUACAAGACCACUGUUGUCCGGGAGAAAACAUGGAAGCAUUUGUCUGAGAAAAUGGGAAUGAGCGUUCUGAAGUGCAGAUCCAAGUACAAGGAGAUGAGAGAAAAGUAUAGGACCGAAGUAAUGAAAGUCACAAGAAAGGGUGGAGAAGGAUAUGACCCAAAUUUGAAGCAACAACUCGAUUUCCUGAAGAUAUCAUUUAAGAAUCUCCCAAAUGUUCCCAAUCACACUGGUUUGAGUUUCCGGAGGAAUUCACUGCUUCAGGCUAGCUCAAAUCCACGUCGAUCGACACCGAGUUCACUUAGAGCUACUCCCAGUAUUCAGUUUUCUUCUGAUCCCUCUGUGGAUCCAUUGUUUCUCGAUCCUGACCAAAUGUCAAAUUCCUCCUUGAAGAUUGAGGAUUUUCCCAGUGAUCUGGCAACUUUGCGAAUUGUGGAACCAACAGCAAAUGGCUCUCUUGACAAUGCUCUAAAGGGUGACAAUUUGGAGAUUCUCUCCGCUCGCUCGUUGCGACCCAAUAAUCCCAGCCACCACAAUAGGAGCCAGAGAGAUGUGGAGGAGUACAUUAGACUGCCUCAGGUGCCGCAGACCAAUCACCAUCAGCGGCACCAGCAGCACCAUCCAUCAGGAUUUGUCCUGGCUCUGGAUGAGAAACUGAAACUUUUGCCACCGAAACUGAGGUACAAAUUGGAAAAGGACAUCUUCCUGAUGGUUUCCGACGAAGUGUCCAAGUUGUACGAAUAACUGAUCUUCGACACAAGCACUUUACUGUUCCCAAGUGCUUCUGCAUUAUCGACCUUUCUUUUUUGUUGGUUGAAAUCAUGAAUUUACUUUAUUAUAUUAUAGGCCUAGUAAAAAAAAAGCAGAAAAUGUGUUUAUGAAGAACUUUGAGACAUUUUUUUUCGAAAUAAUUAUUUGCGAGAAUUACUUUGCAUUGCAAUAUUUUGAGUUUAUAUUUUUUUCUAGUUGUUUUUUUUUUUUAAUAAAUUUUUGAGAUAGAUUAAGAUAUGUUUUAUCGCAGUAGAACUAAGAAGAAAUUAUAUUAUUGUAAUAAUUAAUUAUAAAUAAUUUGUAGAAAAUUUAUAAAGCACACUUUGCGUGAUGAUUUGAUUAUAACUUUAUUGUCUUUAUCGGUGCAUCAAAUAAAUAUAUCUUGGAACAAACAAAAUUAAUUGCAGGAUUUAAAAUUCAAUAGACUAGGCUAGACCAUUUAAUUGCUCGAAUUCUCAGAAUGGUAUUUCUUUUUAAAUCCUUCAUUUGUGCUUUUUUGAAAUCAGUGAAAAAGUUUCCAAAAUUAAAUAAAGGGAAAUCCCAAGUUGUCCAAAAACAAUAUCCUGAAGAUAAUUUUUUUUUGUAAAAAACUUUAAAAAAAAUUAUAUAAAGUAUAAAAAUUGUAUGAAAUUGAAAUGAAUUCAAUAAACUAUGAAAAA